CAACAACAAGAAGGGUUUUUCACUUCCUCGUUUAAAUUGAAAACAUUAACCAAAACAUGGGCAGAAAGUUCUUCGUCGGCGGUAACUGGAAAUGCAAUGGAACCACUGAAGAGGUGAAGAAAAUUGUGGGUACUUUGAACGAAGCUAAAGUCCCCGGAGAAGAUGUUGUUGAAGUUGUUGUGAGCCCUCCUUAUGUGUUCCUUCCCUUUGUGAAAAGCUUACUUCGCUCUGACUUCCAUGUUGCUGCUCAAAACAGUUGGGUUCGCAAAGGUGGUGCUUAUACCGGGGAGAUUAACACUGAAAUGCUUGUAAAUUUGGAUAUCCCUUGGGUUACUCUCGAGCACUCUGAGCGAAGGCAGCUUCUAAAUGAAACAAAUGAGUUUGUUGGUGACAAAGUUGCAUAUGCACUCUCACUAGGGAGGAAAGUUAUCGCCUGCAUUGGGGAGACUCUUGAACAGUGUGAAGCUGGUACUACUCUGGAUGUUGUUUCUGAGCAAACAAAGGCAAUUACAGACAAAGUAUCAAACUGGGAUAAUGUUGUUUCAGCCUAUGAGCCAGUUUGGGCCAUUGGAACAAGAAAGGUUGCAUCUCCUGCUCAAACUAAAAGGUCCGCUUCCAUUUCCACCAUCGGACCAUCCAGCUACGCGACUUAG
This is a messenger RNA of Lathyrus oleraceus (garden pea), 653 nucleotides long. Its product is annotated as triosephosphate isomerase, cytosolic. The record is from RefSeq and is a predicted model, not a curated record. Gene Ontology annotation, biological process: glycerol catabolic process; glycolytic process; glyceraldehyde-3-phosphate biosynthetic process. Lineage: Eukaryota; Viridiplantae; Streptophyta; Magnoliopsida; Fabales; Fabaceae. Gene Ontology annotation, cellular component: cytosol. The coding region runs from base 57 to 653 and encodes 198 amino acids. The transcript has a single exon. Gene Ontology annotation, molecular function: triose-phosphate isomerase activity.